AUGAUCGCCACUCUGGAGAUUCGUGGAAAGGCUGCUAGUGUUGGGGCUCCGGCUCCGGGGAAGAAGGUUGAGAUAGACGUUUUCUCGCUUCUGACCAUGGGUCGUCAGUAUGUUCGGUGUCAUCAAGGCGACAGUAUCUCGACAAAGGUUUGUCUCCUGCCAUAUUGCGGCACGACUAUUCCGUACCUGAUGGAACAACAUGCCCAAGGUAAUUUCCCGCUGGAAAAAUUGAUCAAGGUCUAUGAAUGA
Molecule: messenger RNA, 249 nt
Organism: Penicillium antarcticum
Lineage: Eukaryota; Fungi; Ascomycota; Eurotiomycetes; Eurotiales; Aspergillaceae
Exons: 2
Coding region: 1-249 (82 amino acids)
Source: RefSeq, a predicted model, not a curated record